Molecule: messenger RNA, 1197 nt
Organism: Seminavis robusta
Lineage: Eukaryota; Bacillariophyta; Bacillariophyceae; Naviculales; Naviculaceae
Source: the annotation of a GenBank genome assembly
UUCGAGUUCACGGCUGCGUCGACCCCAAGCUAUCUACGUACCGGUACGUACAUGUAUUAGCAAGGCCACAAGCUCACACUACCAACGCUCACACACACACAAAACUCUACCGUAUGUACCCUCCUCCUGAGAUCUCACAAAGCAUCCCGUUACUUUAAGAUAGCUACAUUGCGCAAAGGUGGAACAUGGAAUCUCCAGAGGACGACGGAGCAGUCGCAGAGCCCAGAGUGGUUGAAGAGAUUAAGGAAACUCCGAAUGAGAGAGUCGGCGAAGUGAAGGAGGCGAAAUCCAUCCGAGAAAGUCGAAACGAGAGUACCAAAGAUUCUCCUGGUGCUUCGAUAAAGGAGACGAAAGAGAAUAGCAAGCUGAUGCAAUCUGCUACCGGUAGGGAAAAGAGUACAAAAGAGAGAAUCGCGGGCCUUCCAGAUGGCAAGGAUGUUUCGAAAGAGAAGCUGUAUACCCUCCAGCAAACUGGGACUAUCAAAACAUCCAACAAAGACGGCUCGGCAACCUCUCAGAAAUCGUCAAAUGUCGACGACGAGUUGUCAAAGCAGACGUGUGUGGAAAGUCAGUCGGAGAGUAGUAAUGGAAUUGCAGACGAGCGACCCACUGUUCACUCUUUGGUGAACAUUAUGGAAGAUAUUCAACCGCUGGGAUCGGCAUCCAAUUUAUUGAACAUGGCAGAAAAUACAUUCCCGGGGGCCUAUCACGUCACCGGAUGGGCACGUAGAAAUGGAAGUAGAAGUGGAAGCUCCUCGACGAUCCAAAUUGGCUGCAGUCUUCAAACCACGCCAAGUCAGGUCCGCAUCGAUUCGGCCCACUUGGUGGCUCUGGACGAAGAGAAUGCGUUGGUCGAGGUCGACACCGAGGGAAGUUUUCGCAGCACGCACACCGAGCUUGUUGAAGGACGUGUCAUCCGCGCUGGAUUUGACAAACAAGGCCACUGGAUUGGAUGGUGUGUAAUAUUUGGUUGUGCAGCGGUGGCAGUUGUCCUAAUGGUCGUCUUCCUUGGUGGAAGAUAGUGAGGAUGCUGGAGCGUGGGAAAUAAAUGGGCACUUCAAUUUUAAUUGUGGGAUUAAAAGCAGGAAUCUUGUGGGAAGCCUGAGGGAAUAGAAUGUUUGGGGCGCCUGGGAAUUCUCGCGCUACAAUCUUUGCUAAAAUGACGUAACAUGAAACCGAGACAUGCAAUACUUCCGU